Messenger RNA from Stereum hirsutum FP-91666 SS1, 864 nucleotides. RefSeq lists its product as uncharacterized. Gene Ontology annotation, biological process: protein depalmitoylation. Lineage: Eukaryota; Fungi; Basidiomycota; Agaricomycetes; Russulales; Stereaceae. The coding region runs from base 1 to 864 and encodes 287 amino acids. The transcript has 3 exons. Gene Ontology annotation, cellular component: cytoplasm. Gene Ontology annotation, molecular function: palmitoyl-(protein) hydrolase activity; carboxylic ester hydrolase activity. The record is from RefSeq and is a predicted model, not a curated record.
AUGACUUCUAACAUCCACGUACGCCAGACUGCCUCGUCGUCAGUCCCGAACCCCCGUCGGAAGCCAGUACCGAAGGCUACGUGUAUCUCUGUACCAUUCAUGUACACUCCCUCAGACGACGGCACCGAUGAGAAUCUGUUAAUAUUACUUCAUGGACUUGGUGACACGCACACCCCGUUUUCUUCCCUUGGUCGAUCACUCAAGCUUCCCCAGACUGCAACUCUAGCUCUCCGUGCUCCAGAGCAGAUUCCUUAUCUUUACUCCCCAGCGUACCAAUGGUACACUUCUUUCGACCUCCUCGGAGACAUCGUCCCUCCUUCUCAACAAAAUCCAACUCCAGCGCUCAAAUUACUCCAUGAUCUCGUAUCUCAUCUCACUGCACCCAUGUCUGGCUCUGCGUCAUCGUCCACAACGGUGACAGGAUGUGGGUGGCAAUUGAACCAGAUUCAUUUAUUCGGAUUUGCACAGGGCGGCACUGUCUGCGCCGAAUUCGCACUCGAUGUAUGGAAGAAAAGUCUCUCGGUCGCUACUGAUUCGCCACCACCCGGCACUUUGGGUUCUGUAGUUUCUAUCUCCGGACCGUUACUCUCUUACCCAACGCUGUCACGACAUUGUCCAACCCCAAUUUUGGUCUUCCAUCGCCCUUCACCAUCAGAAGAGGCUCUUCCGAAAGACGCUAUGACGUCCUUCAAAAAGGGGUUCUCCAGCGUCGCGGUAAUCGAGGCAAAGAAGGGAAAGGGAGGGAUGCCAGGAUCGAGAGAGGAAUGGGAAGGUAUCAUGAGGUUCUGGAGCGAGAGACUUGGAAGGCGAAUGCCGAGCCAGGAUGGUGAGGAGGGGCUGUACGAGGUUCUUACUGGGACAUAG